UGUCAGUUCCCUGCUCCUCUCACAGUCAGCUGAGACUUGUUUUAAGUUUGUUUAAAUAAUAAAUCAGUUAGACAUCAUUUGGGGUUGGCUGUGUUACUCUUGCAGUCUUACGUAAUGGAAGCUCAGCCUGCUGUAGGCUCCCCUGCCUGCAGUCGUGCAUUUGAACUGAUAGACAGCGAGUCUCAGCAUCAGUGUGCUGCAGUGAAAUCCAGCUCCUGGACACACCCUGCUGCAGCCUGCAGAGCCGCCACACAACACUGACAGACCACUCAGCUCUACGCGGUCCCUGAGCAGCGAGCAGCCGGAACACAGCGGAGUUGCAGGAUGGCUCUUAAUGACAAAGACCUGAUGCCUGUAGUCGGGAACCUCUCCCCGGGCCAACUGCAGUCCCACCUCAAGAUGGAGCCCAAAACUCUGGGGGCAAUCCAGAUCGUCAUUGGGGCGUUGAUUCUUUGUCUGAGUGCCUCUGUGCUCCAGAUCCAUGAGGUCCACUUUACGGGAGAUGUGGCCCUCUUCCUGAUUGUUGUCAUACAGGUGACCUUGUCUGGUUCAGUGUUGGUCCACAGUGGGAGGAAACCUACUCUGUUUUGGGUGAAAUGUGUCCUGGUGCUGCAUCUCAUCAGUGCUGCGUUUGCCACUGCUGCCCUGGGUCUAAUGUCCAAACACCUCCCCUACCGCCAGGACUCUUACCACUGUGAACACUGCCGCAGACUGGAGCUACAUGCAGUGCAACAUUGUUUCAGGAAAUGCACUGGGCUGAUCGAGCAAAAGUGUAAACUGUUGAUUGAUGGGAUCCUGGGGACGCUGGUGAUCUUCCUGGUGCUAGAGCUGUUGAUCUGCAUCACUGCAAUGCUGUUCGGACUCAGUGUCUUAGCUGCUGGUGGAACCCAGCAGGCUCCCAGCCAGAGACCUGUCUAUCCACAGACUCGCCCCCCACCUGUUCCAGCUGUUCAGGCUGCUCCAGCUGCAGCUGAGCCAUCUCAGGUGGCUGUAGUUGUGACUGAACCGGAUUCAGAGCAGGUGGAGGACAUCUCUACCCCACCCACUGAACCCCAGGUGGAGCCAAUAGAAGCUGGGACCACAGAACCCUGAACUCAACAAACAAUGCUCCCUGUGGUGUCAUGUCAUGUCAGUCAGAGUGUAAAUAUGGGGGGGAAACUACUCCUGUCAGCCUCCUUGUGGUCAUUAUAAUUAGGACUCAGUUAUCGCCCGUUUAGCUUGAUGACUCAUGUAUCAACUCAAAUCUGCUGAUGGCAUGAACGUCCCAAUGAGUUUCACAUGUAAACAACAGUUUGUCAUGCUGUCCUUUCACUUCUGACAUGACAUGAACACACAGCAUCAGUGUUAGCACUGCUGGACCUACAGUACAGUAUGUUAUGGUUAUGAUAUGGAUCAGUGUUAUUAGUAAUGUUGAUUUAUUCUUCAAACACUAGCACCACUAAAAUAAGUAUAAUCAGAAAAAUAAAAAUAACAGAGAAAGACAACCAGAUUCUCAGCUUCCACCUGAAGCUGAGACAGCGAGGGGAAAGUAAAGAUCUUGGUCACUAUUAGAGUAUGUAGGAUAUAUUCACUUCAAUAACAGAGAGUGUACAUGUUGUGUUGAUUACAAUGAAAGCAGAUUCAAUAUGUAACCUGGUACUAUUUUGCCUUUCAAAGGUCUUAAACCUCUCUUGCCUAAAACAUAGAUUGUUGCAAUAGAAUUUUGUAGUUGUUGUUUUGUUAUAAAACUAACCUUUUACUGAGUUUAUGCUAUUUUAAACUUGUCUUAAUGCCAUUCCAGAAUUCAUUGAUGAAAGAGUAUUACAGCAGCCGCUCUACUGUCUAUUGUCUAUUAAUUGUUAUUUGUUAUCUUGAGGUUCAAACUUAAAGGAGUACUCCGGUGAUUUAGUACUUGCAUAAGCUGACUCAAAAGAGGCAGCUGAGGCUGAGGUAUUCAGAUUUUUAGUCCCUAAUAUGAGUCAAGGUCCAAAAACACUGUAUCCUACAUUUCCAAUAAUGCUAAUAAACUCAAUAGCAUCUCUUGUUAGACCUUCCCAGCCUGUUAAAUACCCAUUUUUCAAACUCCAGUCACCCUGUUUGUAACUCUGGUUUUCUCUUUUGUACUUAUUAAUAUUAAUUAGUGGCAUAAUGCUGUUACAAUACAGGCAGGGGACACCGAGAUGGACCAGAAUGUUCUUUAUUGAAUGACAGCGAGAGAAGCGAGAGAGAGGGAAGUCUGUAGGAGGGAUCACUAGAGGCAGGGAGAUCACUGGAGGCAGAUGGGGAGAUCACUGGAGGGAGACAAGGUAAAUGCUGGAGACAGGACAUAUAAAGACUAUGCAGAAUUAAAACGAGGUCGGACACAUACUGAGGUGAGUGCAGGUCUUUUGUACUGGCUGUGAUUGUGACUAAUGGGGAGCAGGUGAUUGGGAGCCUGACGUAUCUGUGACAAAUGCACACUCUGUAGGAAUAAAUUUCCCCUUUGGGGACAAUAAAAUCCAUCUAUCUCUUAUACAUUUCUAGGCUCCAAGCCCAUGCCACAAUAACCUUGAUAACAUCACAAUGAUAUAAUUGCGGUUAUAUUUUCAGACCUGAUUUACCAGUUGAUUUACAUUCCACUGUUCGCCUAUGUUUAUGAGAUUUUGGUUAAGACUGACGUCUCGGCUGGAGCUCAGAGUGGAAAGCUGCUCUUUCACAUUGAAAAGAGCCAACUGAGGAGAUUUGGGCAUCUGAUUAAGAUGUCCCCUGGAUGCCUCCCCAAAGCAACUGGGGAGAUUACAUAGCCCAUCUAUACUUCGAGAUCCUUCAGGAAGUGGUGGAGAAGGACACGUGGUCCAGCACCUGGAUAAGCAAUGGAAAAUGAAUGAAUGGAUAUGUCCACCACUUGUUAUCUGGACAAUGAGAUAACUAAUGUAUGUUAUGAUCACAAAAUAUCAGUUUGCUAUGGGAAGAAGUUUUGCCACAAUAUUGCAGAGCAUCUUGUAGGGUAAAGGUUUUUUUUGUGUCUACAAUAAACUACCAGAAUGCA
Siniperca chuatsi (mandarin fish) is the source of this 3007-nucleotide messenger RNA. RefSeq lists its product as uncharacterized. Bases 325 to 1092 code for a protein of 255 amino acids. Gene Ontology annotation, cellular component: membrane. The record is from RefSeq and is a predicted model, not a curated record. Lineage: Eukaryota; Metazoa; Chordata; Actinopteri; Centrarchiformes; Sinipercidae. The transcript has 9 exons.